Synchiropus splendidus (mandarinfish) is the source of this 2022-nucleotide messenger RNA. It is a transcript of the gene cct2, whose product is annotated as chaperonin containing TCP1, subunit 2 (beta). The record is from RefSeq and is a predicted model, not a curated record. Gene Ontology annotation, cellular component: chaperonin-containing T-complex; cytosol. Lineage: Eukaryota; Metazoa; Chordata; Actinopteri; Syngnathiformes; Callionymidae. Gene Ontology annotation, molecular function: ATP binding; ATP-dependent protein folding chaperone; ATP hydrolysis activity. The transcript has 16 exons. The coding region runs from base 82 to 1689 and encodes 535 amino acids. Gene Ontology annotation, biological process: protein folding.
AAGAGGCUUUGCGUCCUUUACGUAUUACGUCACCGCCGUGGUCCAGCCCUUCUACGUUGAGUGCCCAGCACCACAGACAUCAUGGCGUCCUUAUCAAUGGCCCCCGUCAACAUCUUCAAACAUGGAGCUGAUGAAGAGAAAGCAGAAACUGCUCGAUUGUCGUCCUUUGUGGGAGCCAUUGCCAUUGGGGAUUUGGUAAAAAGCACUCUGGGACCAAAGGGAAUGGAUAAGAUUCUGCUUAGUGGAGGAAAAGGUGCAACCGUCACAGUAACUAAUGAUGGCGCAACCAUCCUGAAGGCCAUUGGUGUCGAUAACCCUGCCGCCAAGGUUCUGGUUGACAUGUCAAAGGUUCAAGAUGAUGAAGUUGGAGACGGAACUACAUCUGUGACUGUUUUGGCUGCUGAGUUGCUCCGGGAGGCAGAGCUUCUCAUUGCUAAGAAAAUCCAUCCUCAGACCAUCAUCUCUGGCUGGAGGAAGGCCACACAGGUGGCCAGAGAGGCUCUGAAGGAAGUGGCUGUUGACCACAGCAAUGAUGACGCUCGGUUCCAAGAAGAUCUGCUGAACAUCUCUCGUACGACGCUGUCCUCUAAACUCCUGACUCACCAUAAAGACCAUUUCGCCAAGCUGGCUGUCAAUGCGGUCCUGAGGCUCAAGGGUUCUGGAAACCUGGAGGCCAUCCAUGUCAUUAAGAAGCUGGGCGGCAGUCUCACAGACUCCUACCUGGAUGAAGGUUUCCUGCUGGACAAGAAGAUUGGCGUCAACCAACCAAAAAGGCUGGAGAAUGCUAACAUCCUGAUUGCUAACACCGGCAUGGACACAGACAAGAUCAAGAUCUUUGGCUCGAGGGUUCGUGUUGACUCCACUGCUAAGGUUGCAGAGAUUGAACUGGCCGAGAAAGAGAAGAUGAAGGAGAAGGUUGAUCGAAUCCUCAAACACGGAAUUAACUGCUUCAUCAACAGACAGUUGAUCUACAACUAUCCAGAGCAGUUGUUUGCACAGGCAGGAGUCAUGGCAAUUGAGCACGCUGACUUUGCUGGAGUUGAACGUCUUGCGCUGGUCACAGGUGGUGAGAUCACAUCUACCUUUGACCAUCCUGAGAUGGUGAAGCUCGGCCACUGCAAGCUCAUUGAAGAGGUGAUGAUCGGCGAGGACAUGCUGAUCCACUUCUCUGGAGUGGAAAUGGGUGAGGCUUGCACCAUUGUACUGAGAGGAGCCACUCAGCAGAUCCUGGAUGAGGCUGAGCGCUCGCUGCACGACGCUCUCUGUGUGCUGGCUCAGACGGUGAAGGAGCCACGGACAGUCUUCGGAGGAGGAUGCUCUGAGAUGCUAAUGGCAAAGGUGGUGAGCGAUUUGGCCAGCAGGACCCCAGGAAAGGAAGCUGUUGCUAUGGACUCAUUUGCCAAAGCUCUGAGAAUGAUUCCAACCAUCAUUGCUGACAACGCUGGCUACGACAGCGCCCAACUGGUGGCCCAACUGAGAGCCGCUCACCAGGAGAACAAGAACACUUUUGGCCUGAACAUGACUGAAGGCACUGUGGGCGACAUGGCUGAGCUGGGGAUCACGGAGUCCUUCCAGGUGAAGCGUCAGGUUCUGCUGAGUGCAUCUGAGGCAGCUGAGAUGAUCCUGAGAGUCGACAACAUCAUCAAAGCUGCACCUAGGAAGAGGGUUCCUGACCAUCACCCCUGCUAAAGUGAGACAGGCGUGAGGAAGAUGACCAUGGGAGGGACUUUGGCUAUUUAUCACACCAGUGUAGAUCCACUCAAGAAACGCUCCAUCCUUUUCUUUCCAGUUAAACCACCACCGUGAGUCCUGGUGCAGCCCGAAUGGUUGGCUAACAGCCAGACAUCUUCUGUGGCAAAGCUAGCGCAAAGUAACAUGAACGCGGAAAGUGUGUUUUUGUUUGUUAUCAUUAGCGGAGAUUGCUACGUUAGCUGUAGGCUGGAUAACAUGCGUCACCAUUGGGCAGAGCUAUUUCACUGUUUGUUUUUGGUUACUGAAAUAAAUGAACCUGUUCCGAUCAGU